Molecule: messenger RNA, 1620 nt
Organism: Cordyceps militaris CM01
Lineage: Eukaryota; Fungi; Ascomycota; Sordariomycetes; Hypocreales; Cordycipitaceae
Product: alpha/beta hydrolase, putative
Exons: 1
Coding region: 1-1620 (539 amino acids)
Source: RefSeq, a predicted model, not a curated record
AUGACCACCACCACCACCACCUCGGCCGCCGCCGCGCCCGGCAUCCUCUACGUGACGAUGCAGCCGCAGCCGCAGCCCGGCCUCGACCUCUUCCACUUCCACGAGUGGUACAACAACGAGCACGGCCCAACCCGCCUCUCCAUCCCUUCCAUCUUCUCCAACGGCCUGCGCUACUCCUCCACCUCCACCCCUGCCUUCAUGGCCGUCUACGACGUCCGCCACAUGCCGCUCCUCGCCACGCCCACCUACACCACGCUGCGCGCGAACCGCUCCCCGCGCGAGGCCGCCACCAUUGCCCAAGUCGACGUCCGACGCGCCUUUUACGACCUGCUGCACACCAAAGCCGCGGACGAGUUCCAGCCCAUUGAGAGCUUGUCCGACGCCGAGGCCGCGGGCAUCGUCACCGUCGCCGUGGAAAUCUCCCUCACAGAGGACCCGGCCGCCGGAGACGCAUAUCAGGCCUGGUACACGGAGGAGCAUGUUGAGAUGCUGGCCAAGGUCCCCGGGUGGCUCCGCAGCCGCCUCUUCAAGACGUCGCCGCUCCAAGAGGCCGACAAGACGACAUACUUUUGCCUGCACGACUACGCGCCCACCAACGGCCUCGGCGGCCCCGUGCACGCCGCUUCCAUGGACACGCCGCGCCGCACCGCCGUCUUUGACAAAUACGUCGCCUCCAAAUCCCGGCAGACCUUUUCCCUCUUCUACGUCUUCGGCCCCGCCUCCCGGGACCUGCACUCCCUUGCGCACUUGCCCCCGACCGUCUCCGCCGACUUCACCUCAGCCGACAACACACUCUGCACCACCGCCACCUCCAUCACGUCGCGCAUCACCGCCGCCGACGGGCUUCUCAUCCCGUACCACCUCCAAGGCAACCCCGCGCCCGACGCGCCGGUCGUCGUCCUCAGCAACUCGCUCCUCACGUCGUACAGCAUGUGGGAUCCGCUCGUCGCCCUCCUCACCAAGCACCGUCCAGACCUGCGCGUGCUGCGCUACGACACGCGCGGACGGCACGCCGUCCCGCAGCCGCCCGUCGCCGCCACGCUCGCCGACCUGGCCGCCGACCUCGAGGCGCUGCGCACCGCCCUGCGCAUCGAACAGUUCGCCUGCGUCAUCGGCGUGUCCAUGGGCGGCGCCACGGCGCUCCGCUACGCGCUCACGCAUCCCGCGCGCGUCGGCCGCUUCGUCGCCGCCGACUUCAAUUGCGCCGCCGCCGCGUCCAACACGCAGGCGUGGCGGGACCGCAUCGCCGUCGCCCGGAGCGGCGGCAUGGCCGCGCUGGCAGGCCAGACGGUCGCUCGGUGGUUCCAUCCGGACACGCCGGCCGAGACGGCCGCGUGGAUGACGGAGAUUGUGACCGCCAAUGAUGUGGAAGGCUUCGCGCACAGCUGCACCGCGCUCUGGGACUACGACAUGCGCGCAGAGAUGCCGGCGUGCAAGGUUCCAGCCCUGAUGGUCGCCGGCGAGGCCGAUGGCAAGGGUGUCUUGGUGAAAGCCAUGGACGGUUUCAAAGGGCUUGUGGGUGAAAACGGCGCCGAGUUGCGGGUAGUGCCGCGGACGGGACACCUGCCCAUGUGUGAGAAAGCAGACGGUUUUUGGGAUGCUAUCAAGGACUUUGUCUGA